AUGACUCUUAUCACCACACCCACAACCCAGCUCCUUGAGAUCGAGAAUCCUAUCCUCCUAGCAGGAAUGGGCCAUACGGCGGUCUCGGACCUGGUAGCUGCUGUUUCUAAUGCGGGGGGCCUUGGGAUCCUUGGUGGUCUUGGCUACACCCCAGAGAUGCUGCGAGAUGCCAUCCGAGAAGUAAAACAAAAGCUUCGGCACCCAGAUCUUCCCUUCGGUGUGGACCUUUUGAUUCCUCAGCUUGGAGGCUCCGCCCGCAAGACCAAUGUCGACUAUACGAAGGGAGCAUUGGAAGAUCUCAUCAAUAUCAUCAUAGAAGAAAAGACGAGGUUGUUUGUGUCGGCUGUCGGGGUUCCACCAAAGAGGGUGAUAGAUCGCCUUCAGGAUGCAGGAAUUCUAUAUAUGAACAUGGUCGGCCAUCCGAAGCAUGUCCACAAAGCCUGCCAAGCUGGUGCCGAUUUUAUAUGCGCUCAGGGUGGAGAGGCAGGUGGCCAUACGGGCGAGAUUCCAACCAGUGUCCUUAUCCCAGCUUGCAUCGACGCUUGCCGCCAAUACAAAUCUCCACUCACUGGGAAGACUGUACAGCUCAUUGCAGCCGGUGGUAUUUUUGACGGCCGAGGUGUGGCCGCUGCGCUGGCUAUGGGCGCUGGUGCGGUGUGGGUUGGCACGCGUUUUAUGACAGCCCGAGAGUCCGCUGCUUCAAAAUUGGGCAAAAAUGCCAUCAUUAAUGCAGGAUUUGAGGAUACGAUGAGGAGUUCGAUUUGGGCGGGACGGCCGCUACGAGCUCUUGCCACACCGUAUAUUCGAAAUUGGGAGCUAAAUCGGCGCGAUGUCAUUGAAAAGCUGCAAGGUCAGGGAUUGACCGUACUUGAUCAUGAACUGGAUAGGCUGGCACGGGAGGGCAAGUUGACAGAUGAGAUUGAGGAUCAAUCCACGCAGAGGAAUGUCCACCAUGUUCCAUUUCAUAUUGAGAUUUUACUAACCUUGCUGCAGGCCAAUGGGGUGCGGUGCAGCGAUGGUAAAUACGCCGGAUCAAUCUGCGCAUGA
Molecule: messenger RNA, 1047 nt
Organism: Penicillium expansum
Lineage: Eukaryota; Fungi; Ascomycota; Eurotiomycetes; Eurotiales; Aspergillaceae
Product: nitronate monooxygenase
Exons: 4
Coding region: 1-1047 (348 amino acids)
Molecular function (GO): nitronate monooxygenase activity
Source: RefSeq, a predicted model, not a curated record